AUGCACGGGCUUCGCCUGGCGGGCCUCUCCGGAGGGAUCCGCCCUGCAAGUUUCAACGUGAAACAAGCCCCAAAGAGCCCUCCCCAGGCGGGCAGGCAGGCAGGCGAGCGGUGCAGCCGGCCCCCGCCCCCCUCCCGCGCCGGCCCGGGCGCGCCCCCUGGGGCUGAGGCGGCCGGGGGGAGCGGGGGGGGGGCUCCUCGCGGGCCCCCAAGAUGGCCGCCGAUGCGGGCUCGAGGGCUGGCCCUCGGAAGCGGCGGCCGGCCGGCCGGACGCCUGCAGGUGAGUGAGUAUCCGCGAUUGAUUCCUCGCCGCGGCUCUUUGUUCGGGCGGCUCAUUGAUCCCGCGGCGGCGGCGGCGGCGGCGCCGAGCAGGAGGCGGGCUGGCCAGGCGGAGGAGCGGCGGCGGCGGCCGGCUGGUCGGGCGGGCUGGAUGGAGGCGCCGCCGGGCAGCCCGGGGCUGCUGCUGCUCCUGCCGCCGCUCCCGCCGGCCCCCGCCCGCCCCGGCCACGGCCCGCCUGCCGGCGCCCAACUUCUCCGGGCUGUGAAGGUGACCAGCGCCGCGGGGCGGGCAGGAGGAGGGACGGGGGGAGGUUCUGGUCCCCGGGCGGGGGGGGGGAAAGAAGGGUGCUGGGAACCGGGGCGGCCCACCCUCCCCAGCCGGGUUGCAGCGCUUCCCCCCCCCGCAAAGUUUUCUCCCCCCCCGGGCGACCCCCGCUGCAACUUCGCGGGGCGCCUUUCGCCUUGUUUGCUGCGGGUGGGGGGAGGGGGAGCCCCCGAGGGAGCCCCCGCCGCCGGUCCCGGAACUCUGCCCCCCCCGCCUCCCUUCCAGGGCUUCGUGUCGCCCCCCCCCCCGGCAAGCGCGCCUCCGCUGCCGGCGGGCAUCCCUCGCUCGCCAAGCCGCGCCGGCCUGGGGGCGACUCUGCCGGCUGCGGGGCGCGAGGCGGCCGCCUUCCUGCCCCCCCCCCACCAGCGCGGCCGGGGCAGCUGGCCGGGGGUCGCGCCCGGGAUGGGGAGGCAUUUUCCCCGGGGCUGA
This is a messenger RNA of Euleptes europaea (tarantolino), 1032 nucleotides long. Its product is annotated as basic salivary proline-rich protein 2-like. The transcript has 2 exons. The record is from RefSeq and is a predicted model, not a curated record. Lineage: Eukaryota; Metazoa; Chordata; Lepidosauria; Squamata; Sphaerodactylidae. The coding region runs from base 1 to 1032 and encodes 343 amino acids.